AUGUCAAACCCUCAAAUAGCUUCAUUCCCACAAUUUCCUCACCACAUAGCUGUCAUCAGUCUUUUCAAAGGUGCCUCGCGAGAAACCAUCCAAACUAUAAAAGAACAACUAAUACAGGCCAAUCCUAAAUAUGAUUAUUGUUUCUUGAACACCAAAUACAUCAUCUCUAUGGAGCAACUACAAAACUCAAUCCAUAAAUCGGUGCUCAAUCAAGUAAAUAAGUCGAUGCAAGCCAAGACUUUAAGCACGGAAAUCUUGUUGAAUUUAUCACCAGUCAAUGUCAUAUCUGAUGCAAUCAAACGAUUUGGUAUACUGGAUGAUUGUCCUAAUACGAUUGUGGUUAAGGUUGUGCUGCCUGAUGAUGACGUUGACAUAAUUGCAAAAGACAUUGCUGAUAUUGUAGAUGGAGAUAAUGUACCAAUAACUGAUGAGGUCUUGUUGGAAAUGGUUGAUUUGUCAAAGUUUAAGAAAGUUUACAAGUUGAAUGAUGCGGUAAAUGCUCCUGAUGAUAAUGUUCAAGGCCAAUUAACCAGAUUGGCCAUUGGAGCAUGUCUUUUACGAGGCUACUAA
Lodderomyces margitis is the source of this 570-nucleotide messenger RNA. RefSeq lists its product as uncharacterized. The coding region runs from base 1 to 570 and encodes 189 amino acids. Gene Ontology annotation, biological process: telomere maintenance via recombination; tRNA threonylcarbamoyladenosine modification. Lineage: Eukaryota; Fungi; Ascomycota; Pichiomycetes; Serinales; Debaryomycetaceae. Gene Ontology annotation, cellular component: cytosol; EKC/KEOPS complex; nucleus. The transcript has a single exon. The record is from RefSeq and is a predicted model, not a curated record.